AAAAGAUCAGAAUGAUACUUUUAUAGCAAUUCAGUUGGGGUUAUGGAAUUCCGAGCAUAAAAAAUAGUGCAGGCGUCUCCGGUGUUUGUCAGGUCAAUGCCAUUUAAACCGAUAGAAGUGAAACAUGGGCACCCUACUGCAUUGUGCUAUGCUGUGUUUUAUAAUGAAACGUAGCUAACGCCACCUUGUUAUUUUUGCGCGAAUGCUAAACUGUCUAAAAACGGGGCGUAAAUACAUUUUCGCCGUAAACGUCCAAAAGUAACUAUAAGUAUCUUAACACAAGUUAACUUAUGGUGUAAAGCGUGUAAUAUAGCAUUAUUACUGCUGAAUAACAACUAUUCUUGCGUUUCAGCAGACGGCUCGUGCUGACGAAGCUGCCUGUCUAGCUACAGCACGGGGAGAAAAUGUCGGUGUUAAACAACUUUCUCUAUUUAUUUAUUACAGCAUAGCUUUAUGUGCUAACUGAACUGAAGUAUGUAAUUGAGGCUUUAGUUUGCGACAAAGACUACUCUCUAAAUAAACGUCAUGGGCUUUAUUUGACUCUUCAGAGUAAAGGCAUCAUGGGGGUAGUACAAAGUACCUAUUGUGUGUUACCAGCGUCAUAUUUGGACUGGUCGGUUGGUUCGAAAUACAUUUACCAACAUUCUGCCCACAAAAACGUAUUUAAGCGGACGAUCUCCAUAUACCGACAGACUUUUUUCAGCAGCGCUAAUAAGCAAACAGCGCUCCCCACCAGGACUUCUGAAAAAACAAGCGCUGACUGGUCACAUGACAUUACACUGCUCACACGUAAAGAGCAAAAUCAGACAGUGGAAGUGGUUUCGAUGUACUAACCAUAGUCGGAUGAAAGGUCCCUGAGGAAUCAGUGCAGAGUGGGGGAUCACACUCACACACAGAACAAUGGAACGACCCCCACGGAGACGGCUGACAGCCAUGUGUUGCCCGUCCCUCGACACCUUGAAGACCUGGCUGCCCAUUCUUUCCUGGCUGCCCAGGUACAAGCUGAAGUGGCUUCAGAUGGACUUGCUUGCUGGAGCUACUGUUGGGUUGACCGCAGUACCACAGGUACUGGCUUACGCUGAAGUAGCAGGCCUCCCAUUAGAGUACGGUCUUUACUCAGCCUUCAUGGGAGGAUUCAUCUACACCCUCCUAGGAACUUCCAAGGAUGUUACACUUGGUCCAACAGCCAUCAUGUCUCUUUUGUGUUUCUCUGUGGUGGGGGGGCAGCCACAUAGAGCUGUACUUCUCAGCCUUCUCUGUGGAAUCAUCCAGGCAUUAAUGGCAUUACUCCGAUUAGGUUUUCUUUUAGACUUUAUCUCUUCUCCGGUAAUAAAAGGCUUCACUUGUGCAGCUGCAAUAACAAUUGGGUUUGGACAAAUCAAGAAUAUUUUGGGUCUGAAGGAUCUUCCUCCGCAGUUUUUCCUGGAGGUUUAUUACACCUUUAAGAAAAUCCCAGAGGCCCGGAUUGGUGAUGUCAUCCUGGGUCUGAUUUGUCUCUCUCUGCUGGUGAUGUUAAUGUUAAUGAAGAAGACUCUGGACUCAGAAGCUGUGCAUUCCAACUCCACGUUCUCGAGGAAACUAGUGUGGGUCGUUGCUACAAUGCGUAAUGCUCUCGUGGUCAUAGCUGCUUCUCUAGUAGCAUUUUCAUGGGAAGCCUUUGGACAUGAUGUUUUCACGAUUACCGGAAAAACAGUACAGGGGCUUCCACCCUUCAGGCCUCCACCCACCUGGGACAACACCACCAAUGGCACAAUCGUCCCCUUUGGAGAAAUUGUCGAGGGCUUUGGAGACGGACUUGCUGUUAUCCCCCUUAUGGGUCUUCUGGAGAGUAUUGCCAUUGCAAAAGCUUUUGCCAGUCAGAACGACUACAGGAUCGAUGUGAACCAGGAGCUGCUGGCAAUUGGUGUGACCAACAUUAUGGGCUCAUUUGUAUCAGGAUACCCUGUCACUGGCAGUUUUGGAAGAACAGCUGUGAACUCACAGACAGGUGUCUGCACCCCAGCUGGAGGGAUCGUCACAAGUGUCAUUAUAUUGCUCUCUCUGGCAUUUCUCAUGCCAGCCUUCUAUUACAUUCCCAAAGCGUCUCUGGCAGCUGUAAUCAUUUGUGCAGUCGCUCCCAUGGUGGAUUACACCUCUGUGACUAAGAUGUGGCGGAUACACAAAGUGGACAUACUACCUUUCGUUGUAACCUUCCUGAUGAGUUUUUGGCAGGUACAGUACGGCAUCAUUGGAGGAGUAGCUGUGUCUGGAGCCCUCCUGCUGUACAGCACAGCCAGACCUAAGAUAACGGUUUCUGAUUAUGGUUCACUGGUGAUGCAGUUCAGCAGUGGACUGAGUUUCCCUGCCACAGCGUACCUCAGCCACAUGGUACACAGUAAUGCUCUGAGGGCAUCUCCUCCACGCUCAUUGGUGCUGGACUGCUGUCACAUCAGCACCAUAGAUUACUCAGUCAUCAGCGAGUUCAGGGACAUGAUCAGACAGUUCAAACGGCAUAAUGUGGUUUUGAUUUUUUCUAAUUUGCAGCCAUCUGUUCUGGAGAUUCUCCUCAAAGCUGAUCUGGAGGAUAUGAAGUACACAGAAGAUGUGGAGGAGGCUCUGCAGCAGUUAGAAUCAGGAAAUGUCCUAGACGAUUGAUAACGUAAACUAGUCUUCAUUUUUCUUUGGUAUGUGUUUGGUAUGGGCAUUACAUGACUUGAAAAGGUAACAAGUGACAUUUCUGAUCAGGAAUUGUUCAAAUGUAAUUGCACUCAACAGAAGCUAGCCAGGCUACGGUCUGCUAAGACUCAGGAAGGUAAUAUGAAUUUUUUUUAAAAAUACUGCAUAAAAAAAAAUAAGGCAAAAAACAGCCAGGGACCAAAUCUGAAUGUAUCGUCAGAGAUGUUAGUUCUGUCCAUUUUUUCAGAAUCCACUUGUCUGUCCAAAGAAAUUUUAGUUUCUAGUUUAGUUUUAAUCUUUGAUUUUAUACUGCAGGGCAUUUGUGGAUUUACUUUGUUUGGUUACAUUUAGUGAGUGGGAAAAGCUUUUUUUAAAUACUGCAAUGUUGCAAGUGAGAACGGGACUGUUUACCAAUUUACAUACCUUCUGUCAGGUGAAGGUGUAUUAUGUCAUCUGUAUAUAAAUAACUUAAAACACUGAUUCAAUAAAACAUGUGUUAAACUCAA
Molecule: messenger RNA, 3161 nt
Organism: Cynoglossus semilaevis (tongue sole)
Lineage: Eukaryota; Metazoa; Chordata; Actinopteri; Pleuronectiformes; Cynoglossidae
Gene: slc26a11
Product: solute carrier family 26 member 11
Exons: 14
Coding region: 901-2634 (577 amino acids)
Biological process (GO): transmembrane transport
Cellular component (GO): membrane
Source: RefSeq, a predicted model, not a curated record